This is a messenger RNA of Orbilia oligospora ATCC 24927, 426 nucleotides long. RefSeq lists its product as uncharacterized. The record is from RefSeq and is a predicted model, not a curated record. Lineage: Eukaryota; Fungi; Ascomycota; Orbiliomycetes; Orbiliales; Orbiliaceae. The transcript has a single exon. Bases 1 to 426 code for a protein of 141 amino acids.
AUGGCACUGCUCGCACCCCCUCCUGCAUGCGGUAAGGACCUAGUGGCUGUAACUUGCAGCGGUACACUCUGGGAGCCUCCUGAGGGAUCUAAAAUGUCUACACCUAAUCCAUUUACUUGUAGACGAUUCGAGGAGUUUGGCCAGCCAGGGCUACCGGAAUUAUCCGGUAUUGUGUACGAAGGAGAAUAUAAGGUUGCAGUGUCCCCGUUCGCAGGAUCGCAUUGUCUGCAACUUGAGAAGGCUCCCCCACGUUUGUAUAAAACGUGCGAUCUUGAGAUACCAUCUGAUAGAAGAGGUAUCGGAGCAGCCUUAGAGAAACGUAUAAAGAGUAGGCUUACGAUGAUAGGAAUCAGGGAGAAACGCCAGGGCCCUCUUGGCCUGGUAUUCGACUGCUUCGCCAUGAAGGGGGCAAAUGUGUGGACUUAG